Messenger RNA from Camelina sativa (false flax), 1118 nucleotides. NCBI's taxonomy places the organism in Eukaryota, Viridiplantae, Streptophyta, Magnoliopsida, Brassicales, Brassicaceae. The record is from RefSeq and is a predicted model, not a curated record.
AAAAACUCCAUUGAAAAAGUCCACUUGACGACAAAGUCCCCCUUACGGUUCUUCUUGUAGUAUAUAUACAUCUUUCCACUCCCUCUUCUCUACUCAAAUCAAAUCCUUCAAUCAUCUUCUUCUUCUUCUUCUUUAAUUAAGCUUUUUAAUAUUACUAAAUUACCUGAAACCAAUGGCCACUCCUAACGAAGUAUCUGCACUUUGGUUCAUCGAGAAACACCUACUCGACGAGAUCUCUCCCGUGGCUCAACACGAACCAGCACCAUCCAAAUCUUGCUCCGACUCUUCUUCUUCUUCUUCUUCUUCUUCUUCUAUGUUCUUCCCUGAAUGCAAACCCGAAGAAAUCAUCGAUCUCGAUUUUCUAUUCGACGACUCCUCCCAAGUCUCUGUUUCCGAUUUCGAUUUUAAACCGUCAGACCGAACUCAAUUAGAACCGGAGCUACGAAAACCGCCGUUGAAGAUCUCGCUUCCAGCUAAAACCGAGUGGUUCCAGUUCGUCGCCGAGGAUCCUAAACCGGAAGUUACUGAACCGGAGGAGGUUACCGAAGAAGAGAAGAAACAUUACAGAGGAGUGAGACAAAGACCGUGGGGAAAAUUCGCGGCGGAGAUUAGAGACCCGAACAAACGCGGUUCUCGCGUUUGGCUCGGAACGUUCGAUACAGCGAUUCAAGCGGCUAGAGCUUACGACGAAGCGGCGUUUAGACUACGAGGUUCGAAAGCCAUUUUGAACUUCCCUCUCGAGGUUGGGAAGUGGAAACUACCACGCGCCGCCGACGAAGCUGAGAAGAAACGCAAGAGAGACAUCGAUGAGACGACGACUGUGGUCGAGAAAGUGCUGAAGACGGAACAGAGCGUUGACGGUGACGGUGGAGAGACGUUUCCGUUAUGCAGCGACUGGGACUUGACGGGGUUUCUUAACUUUCCGCUACUGUCGCCGUUAUCUCCUCACCCAUCGUUUGGUUAUUCACAAUUGACCGUUGUUUGAUUUUUUUUUUUGGCGAUGUGUAUGCUGACGUGUACCAUAAGUACACGUAGGUGCAUGCGAUAAACAUGAAAAUAAAAUACAAAAAUUCAAUUUGUUCGUAUCUAUGCUUAAUUCUUCUAUAUGUUCAUUCUUU